AUGGAUUAAUAACAAAUGUAUGAUGAAGUUAUUGAUACAACAAAUAUUAAAAUUGUGGUUCUUGGAGCUGAAGGAGUUGGGAAAUCAAGCAUAAUCAAUUAAUUAUGUGAUAGAAAAUUUGAUCAUGAAAUUAAAUCUACAACCUGUUAUAAAAUUGAUAAAGCUGAAUAUAUAAUUAAUGAUCAAUAAUACACUUUAUCUUUUUGGGAUUGUGGUUCCUAUCAUAAUUAAUCUUAUUAAGAUGUUAAAAAGGUAAUGGUUGAUUUAAAUUAGGCAUUUUAUAGAGGUUCUUUGUUUGCAUUUCUUGUAGUUGAUGCAAAAUGUACUGAUUAAUUAAAAAGUGCAAUUCAAUUUUGGGAUUAGGAAUGUGAAGAUUACAAUGUAUUUACAAAAUAUAUACUUGUAAAUAAAAUGGAUUUAUUGGAUGACAUAGAAUUUUUAAAUUACAAUAAAACUAUAUCAAUUGGAUAAACUCUUGAAGAUGAAGAUUAGAUUUAAAUUCAAAUGAUAAAUUAGAAUUUGAAUUAAAUAGAUCAUAAACAUGAAAUAGAAUUAAUGAUUAAUGAUUUAGGCCUGAAUAUAUAAUUGUUUUUUGGUAGUGCAAAAAGUAUAGAAAUGGGUUACAAAAACUUUCUCAUUAAAUUAAUUCAAAGUAAUAUUAUGCUUAAUUAAUAGAUAAUAAUAUUUUUAAUCUUCAAAAGGCUGAUUCUGAUAGAAGAAUUCUAAAAAAUAGAUAGAAUGAAUCAAGUAUUAGAUAAUCAUUACCUAUUGAAAGUUAAAGAAAAUCUAGAGAGUAAUUAAAAUGCAAUAUCUAUUGA
Messenger RNA from Paramecium pentaurelia, 818 nucleotides. Lineage: Eukaryota; Ciliophora; Oligohymenophorea; Peniculida; Parameciidae. The record is from the annotation of a GenBank genome assembly.